Molecule: messenger RNA, 1293 nt
Organism: Aspergillus puulaauensis
Lineage: Eukaryota; Fungi; Ascomycota; Eurotiomycetes; Eurotiales; Aspergillaceae
Product: N-acetylglucosamine-6-phosphate deacetylase
Exons: 1
Coding region: 1-1293 (430 amino acids)
Biological process (GO): N-acetylglucosamine catabolic process
Molecular function (GO): N-acetylglucosamine-6-phosphate deacetylase activity
Source: RefSeq, a predicted model, not a curated record
AUGCCUGGAAAGACCGCACCCCAGUCGCGUGUCGUGAAAUUCACAAACUGUCGGAUCGUGAAAGGCGACAAGCUCAUCGACCAAGAUGUCUGGAUUGACUCGACAUCAGGAAAGAUCCUACGGGAUCAGGAGGCAUUUUAUGGACUUCAUUUAUCUCCCGAUGAAGUUAUCGACCUAGGCGGACGCAUUCUCGCUCCGGGGCUCAUCGACUGUCAGUUGAAUGGCGCCCAAGGCUUCGACUUCUCAGUACUGCAGUCCUCAAAGGAUGAAUAUGACGAACGUCUGCGGGAAGUCAACAAAUGCCUCGCCCGGACAGGGGUAACCUCCUACCUCCCCACUGUUGUCAGCUCAACUGCAGAAGUCUAUCACAAAGUUCUCCCCUCCCUUGGUCCGACAGGGAAUACGCACCAUCCAGAAGAUGGCGCAGAGUCUCUCGGAGCCCACGUUGAAGGUCCCUUCCUCAGCCCUGGGCGCAACGGAAUUCAUAAGACAGAAGUUCUCCGCUCAGCAGCAACGCCCGACGACCUGAUCGCCUGCUACGGUCGUGAGAACCUCAACGGCGGCUCCAAAAAUAUCAGGCUUAUCACUGCCGCCCCCGAGGUUGGCAAAAUGCUUUCCAACAUCCCACACAUCGUCUCCCAGGGCAUCAUAUAUUCAAUUGGUCACUCGGACGCAACAUACGAGCAAGCACUCGCGGCCACCGACCAGGGCGCGACGAUGGUCACCCACCUCUUCAACGCCAUGCGCCCCUUCUACCACCGCAACCCAGGCAUCUUUGGCCUUCUCGGCCAACAGAGCGAACACCCCCGCCGCCCUUUCUACGGCAUUAUUGCCGAUGGCAUCCACCUGCACCCAACCUCCAUCCGCAUCGCAUACAACGCCCACCCAGACGGCCUCAUCCUUGUCACCGACGCAAUGAGACUAUGCGGUCUCCCCGAUGGUAUUUACGACUGGACAAACGGCGAGCGCAUCAUAAAGUCCGGCGCGCGACUCACACUCGAAGGCUCUGAUAAGAUCGCUGGCAGCUGUGCUACGCUCAUUGAGUGCGUGAACAAUUUCCGCCGCUGGUCUGGCGCUUCGACGGCACAGGCCCUUAAUGCGGCCACGGCAACCCCGGCCCGCCUUCUUCGCAUACAGGGCGUCAAGGGUACUCUAGAUAGCGGCGCUGAUGCGGAUCUCAUCGUCCUUAGUGACGAGAACGACCCGUACUCUGGGCGAACGCUGACAGUGAACCAGGUCUGGAAGCGGGGGUCGAAAAUCUAUGAUUCUGGUAAAGAUCCUGUUUUGAGUUGA